CAGCGAAUAGGAACACUCCAAUCAUGAGUCCCUUUUAAGGAAAAUAAUUAUUACCACGACCACCAUCAAGCCAUCUACCCCAACCGCCAUAUGGUGCGCCAGGAUACUUUUUAACACGAUGAGCUGCAAGCUGCUGCGGCGGCCCUACCGAGCAUUGUCCUUGCACCAGGGCCUGAGAGUUCCGACAUUAAAUGGAAUGGUCAUUUGUACGAGGGGAUUUGCCUCUCUGUCGCCAGAUCCCAAUUCGAAUCCAUACGAUGUAAUUGUCAUCGGCGGAGGCCAUGCAGGAUCUGAAGCAUGCGCAGCCGCUGCGAGGUCUGGUGCGCGCACUGCCUUGAUCACACCAAAGCUGGACAACAUCGGCGUAUGUUCAUGUAAUCCGAGCUUCGGUGGCAUUGGGAAGGGUACUAUGAUAAGAGAAAUUGAUGCUCUGGAUGGCGUGGCAGGGAGAAUUAUUGAUAAGGCUGCUGUGCAAUUCAGGGUGUUGAAUCGGAAAAAGGGCCCAGCUGUUUGGGGCCCGCGAGCACAGAUCGACCGAGACUUAUACAAAAAACACAUGCUGGAUGAGUUACAAGGAUACCCGAACCUUUAUAUAGUCCCCGGGAGCGUCGCGGAUAUUAUCGUCUCGAAGGAAACUCUAGACGGCCAACCAUCCUCGAAAAUAACUGGAGUAAGACUUGAAUCUGGCGAGGUUAUUCCUACCAACCAGGUCAUCAUAACAACAGGAACGUUUUUAGGUGGUGAAAUUCACAUUGGCCUAGAGUGUUUUCCAUCUGGGCGCAUGGGCGAAGCGGCGACAUUUGGACUCAGCAAGUCACUGAAAGAUGCUGGGUUUAAACUUGGGAGACUGAAGACCGGAACCCCUCCGAGACUGUCAAGGAGGACCAUCGAUUUCAGCACAUUAGAACAGCAGCCGGGGGAUGACCCACCGAUGCCGUUUAGCUACCUCAACGACGAGGUUACUGUCAAGGAGCAGAUGUUCUGUUAUUCCACAUACACUAAUGAAAAGGCCCACGACAUUAUCAGAGACAACCUUGAUAAGUCUAUCCAUAUUCGGGAGUCUGUCAAAGGCCCUCGAUAUUGCCCAUCGCUAGAGUCAAAAAUCAUAAAGUUUUCGGACAGAACGAGCCAUAUAAUCUGGCUCGAGCCGGAAGGAUUUGACAGCGAUGUCAUCUAUCCCAAUGGGAUUUCUAUGACCGUGCCAGCCGAGGCACAGGAGCAAAUGCUUAAGACUAUACGCGGGUUGGAAAAUGCUACAAUGUUGCAGCCUGGUUACGGAGUUGAAUAUGAUUAUGUUGACCCAAGGAACUUGAAAUCAAGUCUAGAAACGAAGUCUAUAGGCGGGUUGUUCCUGGCUGGCCAGAUCAACGGAACUACAGGGUAUGAAGAAGCUGCUGCGCAAGGAAUCGUCGCUGGGAUCAACGCCGGUUUAGUUUCCCAAGGCCGAGAGCCGAUGAUUUUGUCAAGAAGUGACGGCUACAUAGGCAUUAUGAUUGAUGACUUGAUAACGAAGGGCGUAUCUGAACCAUACCGGAUGUUCACAUCACGAAGUGAAUAUAGGAUGAGCGCUCGCGCGGACAAUGCGGAUUUGAGGCUCACUCCUAAAGGGCGUGCGUCUGGAGUCGUGAGUGAUGCGAGGUGGUCCAGUUUCCUGAAUAUAUCCAGCCAAAUGAGUGAGCUGGAACAGAUUCUUCGAGCUGAUAUGCGCUCUGGCCCAGCCUGGAUCGACGACGGAUUCGAAGUUACGAAGGAUACAACUAAAAGAAGCGCGUUUGACAUUUUGCGCCGUGCCGGGAUGAGCAUAGACAGGCUGUCGAACAAAAUACCAGAUGUGCUGAAGUACAGCAAAGCGAUACAGGAUCGGGUUGGAAUCGAAGCGGUGUAUGCACCGUACAUCGCCCAACAAGCAGCCUCAAUGAAGGUCUUUCAAAUAGAUGAACAACUGCAACUUCCGGUUGAUUUGGACUACGGCAAGGUCCAUGGCAUAUCCAUGCAUGAGAGGUUUCUUUUAGAGGCCACGAGGCCUGAGUCUGUCGGCCAAGCUCGGAGGAUUGAGGGCAUGACUCCGACGGGUUGCUUGAGGCUCCUGGCUCACGUACAGAACACUCGCAAACGUGCAGCCAGGGCUAUUUUAUAUGAAGAGAAUACGGCCAAUAAAAGGAGGGUCGCCGGCUUGUAAGAUAUAUGAAUGUAUGAUGAGAUUGUAUAUUAGACAGCUCCAGACACCAGCAGCUGUGGGGGCGUUAUUAUAGUUGGAUAGUUACCACUAAGGUGAGUCAACCGUGUUCAAACAGAUCCCAUGCGGAGGCUAUGUUGGCUUGCCCGUCGUACUUUCCGAAUCAUACUGGCCAAAUGCCUUGCACGUUGCAGGAAGAGCUCGCGGCAGGGUUUGGUUGAUGCAGUCAAGAGCAGUCCUUACAUGUCUGUCGGGGCAACGACGAGUGAAGGCGGAUCGUCGCGCAGUGGCAGAGGAAUAUCUGUGUGCCUGUGUAGAAUAAAUACGUUACUGGAACAUGACUAUCUUCAGCGUACGCUAGCAAUAAUGGGUUACAAUAAAAGUAUGCAGGAAGUUGUCGCUCGGUCAUUUCAUACAUCUGUUAAAAGUUAAACUGGGUAGCUGGAUUGCCUCCAUUCGAAGAACAACAAUCCCAAAGUGGUGAGAAUUCCUUGCGGUGACAAUAAUUCUGCGGUGAGAGCCCGAAGCGGCGAGAAUCUUCCCCGAUGGCGGUGACAGUGGCGAUUACCAUGCG
Pseudogymnoascus destructans is the source of this 2750-nucleotide messenger RNA. It is a transcript of the gene MTO1, whose product is annotated as Mitochondrial Translation Optimization. The transcript has 3 exons. Gene Ontology annotation, cellular component: cytosol. The record is from RefSeq and is a predicted model, not a curated record. Bases 119 to 2179 code for a protein of 686 amino acids. Gene Ontology annotation, biological process: tRNA methylation; tRNA wobble uridine modification. Gene Ontology annotation, molecular function: flavin adenine dinucleotide binding. Lineage: Eukaryota; Fungi; Ascomycota; Leotiomycetes; Thelebolales; Thelebolaceae.